CACCGAACGCGCACGACUCGGAGGCGACAGGGCUGUCGCGCCUCCACCUCCCUCCCGGCACUUGCGGGGCAGCGCGGGCCGCGGAGCGAUGGCUCUGCGAUCGGCUCGGGGGGCUGCCGGGCCCUCGCACCUGCGCGCGGCGGCAGCGACUGGUCAGGCCUGGGCGCAACAUGGCGGCCCCCGCGAGCACCAACCCCUCCCAGCUGCUGCCGCUCGAGCUUGUGGAUAAGUGCAUAGGUUCGCGCAUUCACAUUGUGAUGAAGAGCGAUAAAGAAAUUGUUGGAACGCUCCUGGGAUUUGAUGACUUUGUCAAUAUGGUGUUAGAAGACGUUACGGAAUUUGAGAUUACACCUGAGGGCAGACGAAUCACAAAGCUAGACCAGAUUUUGCUAAAUGGAAAUAACAUAACAAUGUUCUUUACUUUCUUCAUGCGAAAAUGCUGACUUAAUCCACACUGCCUGUGGAAGGGUUCAAGCUCUUUGUUAUUUUUUGAGCUCUGUUCAGCAAUAGAAGUUGAAAAGAGGGAACCAACUUCCCAGUAUUGCAGCUUCUUCCCCAGAAUGUCACUAUUGGAGAAAUUCUUCAUGAAAGGAAGUAUAUUCUUUGUCUUUUUAAAAAUUAACUGGUCUGAACAUAGAAUGUUUCUAGACAGAAUCAUCUCCUUAAAGUUCAGAACAAAAGACAAAAACCAAAAUGUGUGUUAUCUAGGAUCUCCUUAUGUUUUUUAUUAAACAUUCUUUGUAUUUUGGAGAUUCUUUUUGGCAUGGGCUUCUCUGGCAGUAACAAACUUCCUCUGUUGGGAGAGGAAGAUAAUACUGAAUCUAAAAAACGUGUUUGUGGUCUACCAUGAAGUCUUCAUCUGCUAGAAUGCUGUAAAGUGAUAACUGUUAUAUACAGGUUUGUAGAACUCGGAUCUAUGGCACUCACAAAAUUGUCUUAUUCUUUUAUAGCUGGUUCCUGGAGGAGAAGGGCCUGAAGUAUGAAUUGAUACAGUUGUUAUCUAUGAAGACAUGGAUUUUUUUAUAUAUAUAUAUAAUCUAAAUAGAGCUUUUGGGGUAUGGGUGUGGGUGGGUUUUGGUGUGGGUGGUUUGUUGGUUGGGUUGGGGUUUUUUUUUGUUUACACAUUCUUGCAGUUGAGAUUUGAUAAAACACAAGGAUUUCUUCUGGAAAGGUGCAUUGAUAAUGAUAAUGCUUAAGUUGUGCUCUUUACUUUCUUGUAAAGAUGCACUAAUCUGUUCUGAAUAAAAGGCUUUAUUUUUGUUA
Molecule: messenger RNA, 1263 nt
Organism: Falco peregrinus (peregrine falcon)
Lineage: Eukaryota; Metazoa; Chordata; Aves; Falconiformes; Falconidae
Product: U6 snRNA-associated Sm-like protein LSm5
Exons: 5
Coding region: 171-443 (90 amino acids)
Biological process (GO): mRNA splicing, via spliceosome
Cellular component (GO): Lsm1-7-Pat1 complex; U6 snRNP; U4/U6 x U5 tri-snRNP complex
Molecular function (GO): RNA binding
Source: RefSeq, a predicted model, not a curated record